UUUUUCAAGGGCACUUUACUGAUCAGAAGCAGUACGGUGUCUGCAUGGGGGGUGCUGAAAGGUGAAAUAAUGUGACUUUUAUUUGAGUUGUGUAGAGUAAACAGAUCUCAUGUCAAUGUGACUUCCUUCUUCAGAGGGGAUCAUUGAGAGAUCAGACCCCCUUUAGACACUGUGAAGCCACGGGCUGUCGUGAUGUCAGAGCCCAAGGCGCCCACCCCAGCCCCGGGGGACACCUAUAAAGGCUGGCUCUUCAAAUGGACUAAUUAUAUCAAGGGAUACCAAAGGCGAUGGUUUGUCCUGAGCAAUGGCUUGCUGUCUUAUUACAGGACCCUGGCAGAGAUGGGUCACACAUGUCGGGGCACCAUAAACCUGGCCACGGCCAAUAUUGCGGUGGAGGACUCGUGCAACUUCGUCAUCUCUAAUGGCGGUGCACAGACGUAUCACCUGAAGGCAAGCUCAGAGGUGGAGCGGCAGCGGUGGAUAACUGCACUGGAGCUGGCCAAAGCCAAGGCUGUCCGCAUGCAAGUAGAAUCUGAUGACUCUGGGGAUGAGUGCCCAAACACUCCUCCUUCAGCAGGGCAGGGCGGAGGCUCACGCAACUCUGAGGUGCAGUCCACCCUCCGCACUUUGGGCAGCAAGGUGGAGGAUCUCAGCACCUGCAACGACCUCAUCGCCAAGCAUGGCUCUGCACUACAACGGUCUUUGUCUGAGCUGGAGGGGGUCCGGUUGGGAGGAGAAACGAGUGAAAAGAUUCGGCAGGUGACGGAGAGAGCCACACUCUUCCGUAUCACCUCCAACGCCAUGAUCAACGCGUGCCAGGACUUCCUGGCGUUGGCUCAAGCUCAUAGUAAGCGCUGGCAGAAAGCCCUACAGGCAGAGAGAGAGCAGAGGGUGCGACUAGAGGAGACACUAGAGCAGCUCGCCAAACAACACAACCACCUGGAGAGAGCGUUCAGAGGAGCUACUGUACUGCCUCCUUCCCAGAGCAACCCUGCUAUAGACAGUAAAGGUUCAGCUCCAGGUAAGGGCGACGCCAGCGACGAAGAUGAUGAGAAUGAAUUCUUUGAUGCGUGUGAGGACAUUCAAGAGUUUAUCACUGUACCAGCAGACCCCAAAUAUCACAGGAGAUCCGGCAGCAAUGUCAGUGGAAUCAGUAAUGAGAUGGGAAUGGAUGACGGGACGACGUCGCUAGAUGAGCAGUCUUUGGCAUCUAAUCCGGAGUCUUCUCAGUCCCAGGAGGUGGUGCCUGUGAGAAAGAGGCGGAACCGCAUCCCAGAUAAGCCAAAUUACUCGCUCAAUCUAUGGAGCAUCAUGAAGAACUGUAUAGGAAAAGAGCUCUCCAAAAUACCCAUGCCUGUGAACUUCAACGAGCCUCUGUCCAUGCUGCAGCGUCUCUCAGAGGAUCUCGAGUACUACGAACUGCUGGACCGGGCCGCUAAAUGCCAGAGCUCUCUGGAGCAGAUGUGUUAUGUGGCAGCUUUCACCGUGUCUUCUUACUCAACUACAGUUCACCGCACGGGCAAACCCUUCAACCCUCUGCUGGGAGAGACAUUUGAGCUGGACCGUGUCCAGGAGAGCGGCUACAGGUCUCUUUGUGAGCAGGUGAGUCAUCACCCUCCCGCUGCAGCACAUCACGCAAUCUCCGAGCGAGGCUGGACCCUUAGACAGGAGAUUGCCCUGGCCAGCAAGUUCAGGGGCAAAUACCUUUCCAUUAUGCCCCUCGGUUCUAUUCAUUGUAUGUUUGAGAAGAGUAACAAUCACUACACCUGGAAGAAAGUCACCACCACAGUGCACAAUAUCAUUGUUGGGAAACUGUGGAUCGAUCAGUCAGGCGAAAUAGACGUCAUAAACCACAAAACAGGAGACCGCUGCCACCUCAAAUUUGCCCCGUACAGCUACUUCUCCAGAGACGUUGCCAGAAAGGUCACGGGGGUGGUGACAGAUAAAGAUGGGAAAGCGCACUACGUACUUUCUGGGACGUGGGAUGAGAAGAUGGAGUGCUCUCGUGUGAUGCAAAGCAGCAGAAGGGGAGAGAUUGGCGCCGAAGGACGACAGAAAACCGUCUAUCAGACGCUCAAAGCCAAAGAGCUGUGGAGGAAAACUCCACUGCCAGAUGGAGCUGAGAACAUGUACUACUUCUCGACCCUGGCGUUGACGUUAAACGAGCCUGAGGAGGGCGUGGCUCCCACGGACAGUAGGAGGCGGCCUGACCAGCGUCUGAUGGAGCAGGGCCGCUGGGAGGAAGCCAACGCAGAGAAACAGAGACUGGAGGAGAAACAGCGUACCGUCCGGCGAGAGAGGGAGCGAGAGUCAGCCCGCACUUCCAACCCAUCAGAGGAGGCUCUCAUUGAGGACCCCAUAUCUGACUCGCCUUUAAAAAAUGAAGAAGUCGAGAUUGCCAGCGAGCCCUCUGAGACCAAUUACAAAACUGACACAGAUGAAACCUCCUCUGAUCUCUCGCUCUCAACUGAAACACUGCACGGCUCACACCCACCAGCGUACUCAAUGGAGGGGCCUUAUGGAGCUCCAUUCAAAAGUGCUCACCAGGACAACUAUCAGGCGAUGUGGUUCGAGCGGCAUGUCGACCCGGUGACAGGAGAGCCCACGCACAUCUACAAAGGGGGAUACUGGGAGACCAAGGACCAGGGCAACUGGGACUGCUGCCCGGAUAUAUUCUGAUCCAAAUCACGCAUAUACACCCGCUCUGUGCACUAAACCACCUGAUGCCCCACCACAUCCCCAUCCCAGAAAACAAAAACAAACAGAAGCUCAGCCAGCUGCCCCCUACUCUUUUCCAUACCAUAGUAUCAAGAUGAACUUUAACACAUCAUUCUCUCUUGUGCCACCAUUAUGUCUACUCUGUGGACAUUGAGGGACUCCAAGAUGGUUUGGGAAGAUUCUCACAUCUCCAUUUACUUUUUCUCUUAAGGCCUAUUGGGUUCAUGGGUCAGUACAUGCUAGCAUUAGGACAACAUAUCCUUCACCCCACCGAUCAGCCCUGUCUGAAUCCUGCACUCCACACGUCUUCCGCAGGCUGUGGACUUGACCUUCUCAACGUCCGAAAGGGGGGUGAUUUUGCAACUUAAGGGAUAUCUAUAGAGGCGUAUUUGCUGGUGUGUCUGAAUUAGAGAAUGUGUGAGUUAAGAGAAGCGCUGUAGUGUUCAUUCCUUUAAUUGAGUGUUUUGUGAGAGAUAUCUAGCAGUUUCAUCAGGGUGUUUUUGUUUGCCUUAGUUUGUGGACUUAAAGGGGAUAGUUCGCCCAAAAAAGAAAACACUGUCAUUAUUUACCCAUAUGCUGUUAAUUUUUUGAAGAAUCUUUACAUAGCGCUUUUCCAUACAAUGACAACAGCUUUCAAGCUCCAAAAAGGACCAAGAAACAACAUUAAAGCACCAUGAAAAUAGUCCACAUGACUCGUACACUAUAUUCCAAGUCUUCUGAAGCCAUAUGAUAGCUUUUUGUGUGGAGCAGAAAGUUGUAAUUCUUUUCCAAAUGUCAUGCUCCAUUUUGCAUAUUCUUAUCGGUGCAUCGCAUUCGGUUACAACGCAAUCGAAAAGCAACCGUGUUUUGCCGGCGAUUACGUCAAAACAUGGUGCAAAACGUUGACGCUAUUUUUUUUUUUUUAUAUCCUGAACACAAAUUUCAGAACUUUGGCAAACGGGUACGUUUUUCAUGAAGAACUGCUUACAUUUUGGUUUGUUCAUCACACAAAGCUAUUGUAUGGUUUAAGACGACUUGAAAUAUAAUGCUUAAGUCAUAUGUACUAGUUUUAUGGUGCUUCAAUGAUGUUUCUUGGUCUUUUUUGGAGCUUGACAGCAAUGGGCACUAUUAACUUUCAUUGUAAAAGAGCUGCAUGUAGAUAAAAAAAUAACAGAGCAAAAAGUUUUUUAUCUGCCAAAAAAAACAAAAAAACAGAUUACAGGUUUGGAACAACAUGAGGGUGAGUAAAUAGUGACAGAUUUUUAUUUUUUAUGAACUAUUCCUUUAAUUCCCAUCACAUAUGGAUUAUGGAUUGUCCCCUCUGCUUCCAUUGCAUAGUCUCAGUGUGAUCCUGAUCUCUCAAAACAAUUAACUUCUGUCCAGAGCGCAUCUUUGACCUCAGUACCAGCAUAUCUGACUCAUCCUGGACUUACAAGGGAUCAAAACACUCUUUUUAGAAGCACUAAAGUAGCCAGAGAAAAAAUGAAGAAUGAUUAUUGGCUUCAUGGAAAACACCAGUAAUGAAUCUACGGAAACUAAGGCGCACAAGUGUGUGAAUGUGUUUGAGUGUGUGUUUGUUUGCAAUGGGGCAAAUGAGGUCAAGGGAGGACUUUAAAACCUGUAUGUGUGUGUAAUGUUUGUGUGUGUAUGCUCAUGAGUGAUGUAUUUAGGGUUUGUUGAAUAUUCCAGUGAAACGAGAAAAAUCUCAUUUUAUUUUCAAGUGUACUUAAAACACGUGUGGAAAAAAACAAUGCAGCAAUGCAAAAACAUUGCAAAUAUUUCUGUAAAUAUAUAUCAAAUAAUGAAGUAAAAAUAUUCAUACUAUUGAUCAUUCUUAUGCUGACAGCUAGAGUUAUAAUUAUGAUGGUAAUUUUGAUGUAGUUUGAGGGAUCAACAGUUAUUUAGACUUUUUAUCCUUAUUGUUUUGUCUCCAUAGUGUCUGUUUAAUAUGGGAAGCAACAAAACACCUGUCUAUUGCUCCCCAUAUCAAAAAUAAUUUUUGCAAAGAGAUCCUAACUAAUGGAAAUUAUAUAUAUAUAUAUAUAUAUAUGUAUGUAUAUCUAU
This is a messenger RNA of Myxocyprinus asiaticus (Chinese sucker), 4761 nucleotides long. Its product is annotated as oxysterol-binding protein 1-like. NCBI's taxonomy places the organism in Eukaryota, Metazoa, Chordata, Actinopteri, Cypriniformes, Catostomidae. Gene Ontology annotation, cellular component: intracellular membrane-bounded organelle; cytosol; membrane. Gene Ontology annotation, molecular function: sterol binding. The transcript has 21 exons. The coding region runs from base 193 to 2679 and encodes 828 amino acids. The record is from RefSeq and is a predicted model, not a curated record.